Messenger RNA from Fukomys damarensis (Damara mole-rat), 3914 nucleotides. RefSeq names its product RNA polymerase mitochondrial (gene Polrmt). Bases 58 to 3825 code for a protein of 1255 amino acids. Lineage: Eukaryota; Metazoa; Chordata; Mammalia; Rodentia; Bathyergidae. Gene Ontology annotation, biological process: mitochondrial transcription. Gene Ontology annotation, molecular function: DNA-directed RNA polymerase activity; protein binding; mitochondrial promoter sequence-specific DNA binding. Gene Ontology annotation, cellular component: mitochondrial DNA-directed RNA polymerase complex. The record is from RefSeq and is a predicted model, not a curated record. The transcript has 21 exons.
CGCAACUCCCGGCAAGCGGUGUGCGCGCCUGCGCAGUUUAGGCGCCCGGGCCGCAGCAUGGCUACGCUGCGCUGGGGCCGGAGUGCGGCGGAGCUCAGCAGGGCGCUGCGGUCCUCGGGCCACCCCUGCACCACGGCCAAAGAAGGGAUCCUCGUUGGCCUCUGGGGUUCCAGAAGGAACUCGUCUGCCAGCCCCUGUGAGCAAGAACGCCGGAAGGACUGGGGCCAUGUGGAACUGCUGGAGGUGCUGGAGGCCCGGGUGCGGCAGCUGCAGGCUGAGAGCGUGUCUGAAGUGACGGUGAAGAGGGUGGAGGUCACUCGAAUCCCUGCCGACAGUGGCAGGGCUGGUGGCACUCCGCCACCUGCGAAGGCCGAGCUAAGGAUCGGUGGGAGCUGGGCAAGGAAGCUGGACCAGGACCAGCAGAUGCUGCAGAAGAGGCAAAAGUUAGUACGGGAGAAGCUGCAGGCAAAGGGUCGGUUUCUGGCCCCCGAGUUCAAGCUCAAGGCCAAGGCCAAGGCCAAAUCCCCCACCAAGCCCUCAGCCAUGUCCAUGGCUGCACCGAAGGCCAGGUCUGCAGCCACGGCCAAACUGCCACUCUCUGAGUCCCAGCUGGUGAGCAAGCAGCCUGCCAACAGGAAUGACAGAACGGAGGAACCAGCAGAGGAGCCUGUGGACUGGGGUCCCGCCCAGCCGUGUGAGGCUCCCCUGAAUCUGAACCGCAGCGAGAUGCAGCACUCACUGAAACUGAGCCUGGAGCAGCAGACAAGGCAGCGGAGGCUUGAGGCCUUCCUCGACUGCUGCCUGGCCACUGAGCAUAUGGCUCUCGCCUCCCGUGUGUUGACCAAGCAGUACUCCUCACCGACCAAGCAGGGGUUGAUCACUCAAGCCAUGUGCAACACUGUCAUGCUUGGUUGGGCUCGCAAGGGCUCCUACAGGGAACUGCUGUCUGUGCUGAGCAUCAUGAAAGCUGGUGGCUUCACCCCAGACCUGCUUUCCUACGCCUCCAUCCUGCAGUGCCUAGGGCGGGUGGAUCGGGAUGUCGUCGUCAUCCAAAGGUGUCUGGAGCAGAUGGCCCAGGAUGGUCUGCAGCUGGAGCAGCUGUUCUUGGAGGUGACCCUGUCCAGUGAGGAGAAGGCCGCGAUGUUGCGGGCCGUGCUCAAGGCCAAGCCUGACUUCUGCCCACCACAGCCCUCACCACAGGUCAACACCUCGACACUGCUCCGUGAGGUCUACGCCAAGGAUGGCCCUGUGUCCUACCCGAGGCUGCACCUCCCCCUGGAGACACUGAAGGCCAUGUUCCGGCAGCAGCUGAGUUUGGAGCUGGCCAGCGUCGUGCAUGUUGAGUCUGUGGAAAAGGUCUUAUCACCGACCCAGAAGACCCUUGAGGCGCCCAUGCCCCAUCUCCUGCAGCGGAAGACCCUGGACACCCUGCGCAGGACUUGGGAGGCUGAGCUGCACCGCCAGCUGCAGGAGGCCAAGGCCAGACUGGCCCAGCUCACAGAACAGGGGCGGCCGACGCUCUACCCCUUCCUGUGUGUGCUCCCCGAGGAUGAGCUAGUGCAGAUGCUCCUACAGUUCCUGAACAUACUGCCUGCCCAGGGCGAGCCAUUCGUGUACCUGGUGCAGCGGCUGGCCAUGAAGACCUUCGAGCGGCACAUCUUGCAGCAGAGGCGGUGCCGAGGCCAGCUGCAGGAGCUGGAGCAGCGGUACACGCAGUACCUGCAGCUGCUCGCCUCUGACACCCAGAUGGCUGAGCCUUGCCUGCCACGGCAGCACUGGGAGAUGCUGGGGCCACCCGAGCCUGCGCCACCGCAGCUCUGGCCCAUGAUGGAUAUCCUGUCCCUGGGCAAGCUGCUCCUGGAGAUCCUGGUACAGUCAGUACAGCUGCCGCCCAGCCUGUCCCUGUCUCAGAACUCCUCCCAGCCGGUCCCCAUGCUGUACCACGUGUACACCUUCCGCGGUAUACGCCAGAUUGGUUUCCUGAGGCCACACCCGGCCUUCAUUCAGCUGCUGGAGGAUGCCGCAGAGCCCUCACUGAUCUUCGAGGCGACUGACAUGCCCAUGCUGUGCCCCCCAGUGCCCUGGUCCUCCUCACAGUCUGGAGGCUUCCUGCUGAGCCCCACCAAGCUAAUGCGCUCUGUGGAUGGCUCCCUGCAGCACCAGAACCUGCUGGAGAGCUGCCCGCCCACAGAGCUGCAUGGUGCCCUGGAUGCCCUCACGCAGCUGGGCAACUGCGCCUGGCGCGUCAAUGGGCGCGUGCUGGACCUGGUGCUGGACAUCUUCCGUGACAAGGGCUCUGCCCACCUGGGCGUCCCGCCCCCUGCCUCUGAGGCACCGCGCCCGCCAUUGGACAACUUGCCGCCCGAUGCCUCACCGCAUCGCAAAGCUGAGUUGCGGGCGGAGGUGACCCGCUGCCUGAAGAUUGCCCGAGAGAUGCAUAGCCUUUGGAGAGAGGCCUUGUAUCGCCUGUCGCUGGCCCAGCACCUGCGGCACCAGGUCUUCUGGCUGCCGCACAACAUGGACUUCCGUGGCCGCACUUACCCCUGCCCACCCCACUUCAAUCACCUGGGCAGCGACCUGGCUCGCGCCCUGCUGGAGUUCGCCCAGGGCCGCCCACUUGGCCCCCAUGGCCUUGACUGGCUCAAGAUCCACCUGAUCAACCUCACUGGGUUCAAGAAGAGUGAGCCACUUCGCGCCCGCCUGGCCUUUGCCAACACCAUGAUGGAUGACAUCCUGGACUCAGCUGACCAGCCCAUGACGGGCCGGAAGUGGUGGAUGGAUGCUGAGGACCCCUGGCAGACACUGGCCUGUUGCAUGGAGGUGGCCCGGGCUGUGCGGUCCCCAGACCCUGCUGCCUUUGUCUCCCACCUGCCCAUUCACCAGGACGGCUCCUGCAAUGGCCUGCAGCAUUACGCCGCCUUGGGCCGAGACAGUGUGGGCGCCUCCUCUGUCAACUUGGCAACCUCAGAUACGCCACAGGAUGUGUACAGCGGGGUGGCUGCACAGGUGGAGGUGUUCCGCACUCGGGACGCGAAGCAGGGCCUCAAGGUGGCCCAGGUGCUGGAGGGCUUUAUCAGCCGCAAGGUGGUGAAGCAGACAGUCAUGACCGUGGUCUACGGGGUCACCCUGUACGGCGGGCGCCUGCAGAUUGAGAAGCGCCUCCGUGAGCUCGAGAACUUCCCACAGGUCUUCGUGUGGGAAGCCUCCCGUUACUUGGUGCACCUGGUCUUCAGGAGCCUCCGGGAGAUGUUCUCAAGCACCCGGACCAUCCAGCACUGGCUGACUGAGAGCGCCCGCCUGAUCUCCCAGGCCGGCUCGGCCGUGGAGUGGGUCACGCCCCUCGGCAUCCCCAUUAUCCAGCCCUACCACAAGGAGUCCAAGCUGGUGAUCAGAGGUGGCCUCCAGAGCAUCACCUGGAACACUUCUGCGGAUGUCAACCAGAAGCCCAAGGUGGUGAAGCAGAAGAACGGCUUCCCGCCCAAUUUCAUUCACUCACUGGACUCCUGCCACAUGAUGCUCACAGCCCUGCACUGCUACAGGAAGGGCUUGACGUUCGUCUCUGUCCACGACUGCUUCUGGACACACGCGUGUGACGUCUCGGUCAUGAAUCAGGUGUGCCGUGAGCAGUUCAUCAGGCUGCACAGCCAGCCCAUUCUGGAGGACCUGUCCGCCUUCCUGGUGAGGCGAUUCUGCUCGGCAGACAGUGCCCAGCCGGGGACAAAAGGAAGGCUGAACUCCAAGCUGCUGGAGAUGCUGCUGGCAGUGCCGCGGAAAGGGGACUUUGACCUGGAGAAGGUAAAGACCUCCACCUACUUCUUCAGCUGACGCAGGCCCUGCCUGCUGUCCCCGGGAGCCCUAUGCACAGUGUAAAUAAAGUCUGUCGCCACCCACGGAGCCGCUCUGUGCUGGGGAUG